GCUCAGGUUCUUGGGAUGGGGAGAAGCCAGACGUUAGGUGAUUGGAGAGAAUCUUCCAGAAGUGGCUGCCUCUUUGAUGAGCCCUACAGCACAUGUGGAUAUAGCCAAGCUGAGGACGAUGACUUCAACUGGGAGCAGGUGAACACCUUGGGCAAGCUGACCCCUGACCCGUGGAUGCCUUCAGGCUCCUUCAUGAUGGUGAACGGGUCGGGGCGGCCCGAGGGCCAGCGAGCCCACCUGCUGCUCCCUCAGCUGAAGGAGAACGACACGCACUGCAUCGAUUUCCACUACUUUGUAUCCAGCAAGAGCAGCUCUGCUCCCGGGUUCCUCAACGUGUAUGUGAAGGUCAAUAGCGGAGCUCUGGGGAGCCCCAUCUGGAAUCUGUCGGGGGCUCCGACGGGGAGAUGGAACCGGGCGGAGCUGGCCAUCAGCACGUUCUGGCCUAACUUCUACCAGGUGAUUUUUGAAGUGAUUACCUCUGGACACCAAGGCUACCUGGCUGUCGAUGAAGUGAAGGUGCUGGGCCAUCCGUGCACCCGGACUCCCCACUUCCUGCGGAUCCAGAACGUGGAGGUGAACGCUGGCCAGUCGGCCACCUUCCAGUGCAGCGCGAUUGGCAGGACCUCAUCCAAGGAGGACAGACUGUGGUUACAGGGCAUCGAGGUCCCUGAUGCUCUCCUGAAGGAAAUAAAAUCGAUCGAUUCCCGAAGGUUCAUAGCUUCCUUCAGAGUCGUGAACACAACCAAACGUGCCGCGGGGAGGUACCGUUGCAUGAUCCGCACCGAAGGAGGCGUUGGGGUGUCAAACUACGCAGAACUGGUCGUUAAAGAGCCGCCCGUCCCCAUCGCACCGCCCCAGCUGGCCUCCGUCGGGGCAACCUACCUGUGGAUCCAGCUCAACGCCAACUCCAUCAACGGCGACGGGCCCAUCGUGGCUCGAGAGGUGGAAUACUGCACGGCCAGCGGCAGCUGGAGCGACCGGCAGCCCGUGGACUCCCCCAGCUACAAGAUCGGGCACCUGGACCCAGACACGGAGUAUGAGAUCAGUGUGCUGCUCACCAGGCCGGGCGAGGGCGGCACCGGGUCUCCCGGGCCGGCUCUCAGAACCAGAACUAAGUGUGCGGACCCCAUGCGUGGACCAAGGAAACUGGAAGUAGUCGAGGUCAAGUCUCGGCAAAUCACCAUCCGCUGGGAGCCCUUUGGCUACAAUGUGACCCGUUGCCAUAGCUACAACCUCACCGUGCACUACUGCUACCAGGUGGGCCGGCAGGAGCAGGUGCGGGAGGAGGUGAGCUGGGACAAGGACAGCGCCCACCCGCAGCACACCAUCACCAAUCUGGCCCCCUACACCAACGUCAGCGUCAAGCUCAUCCUCAUGAACCCCGAGGGCCGGAAGGAGAGCCUGGAGCUGGUGGUGCAGACGGACGAGGAUGUCCCAGGUGCUGUCCCGACUGAGUCCAUCCAAGGAAGCACCUUUGAAGAGAAGAUUUUCCUGCAGUGGAGAGAACCCACGCAGACCUAUGGUGUCAUCACACUCUAUGAGAUCACCUACAAAGCAGUCAGCUCCUUUGACCCAGAAAUUGAUUUAUCCAAUCAAAGUGGAAGAGUUUCAAAGCUGGGAAACGAAACCCAUUUUCUGUUUUUCGGACUGUAUCCAGGGACCACAUACUCCUUUACCAUCCGAGCAAGCACAGCCAAGGGCUUCGGGCCCCCAGCCACAAACCAGUUCACCACCAAAAUCUCAGCCCCGUCCAUGCCAGCCUAUGAACUCGAGACCCCUCUGAACCAGACCGACAACACGGUGACUGUCCUGCUGAAGCCCGCACAGAGCAGGGGCGCCCCGGUCAGUGUCUACCAAAUAGUCGUGGAGGAAGAACGUCCUCGAAGAACCAAAAAGACAACGGAAAUCUUAAAGUGCUACCCGGUACCGAUCCACUUCCAGAACGCCUCCCUCCUGAACUCGCAGUACUACUUCGCCGCGGAGUUCCCUGCAGACAGCAUCCAGGCUGCGCAGCCUUUCACCAUCGGGGACAACAAGACCUACAGUGGGUACUGGAACACCCCGCUGCUCCCGCACAAGAGCUACAGAAUCUACUUCCAAGCAGCUAGCAGAGCCAACGGGGAAACCAAAAUCGACUGUGUUCGAGUGGCCACAAAAGCUGCGAUAAUCCUGACUCAGCUUACAACACCUUACAUUCGCAUCGCCCCUGCUGCAGGCGACGGCCAACUAACAGGUGCUGCCACUCCAAAGCCUGUCCCAGAACCCGAAAAGCAAACAGACCACACGGUUAAAAUUGCGGGCGUCAUCGCUGGCAUCUUGUUGUUCGUCAUUCUCUUCCUUGGAAUUGUGUUGAUAAUGAAGAAGAGGAAACUGGCCAAGAAGAGGAAGGAGACCAUGAGCAGCACUCGGCAGGAGAUGACCGUGAUGGUGAACUCGAUGGACAAGAGCUACACCGAGCAGGGCACGAACUGUGACGAGGCUUUCUCGUUCGUGGACACGCACAAUCUGAACGGGAGAUCAGUGUCUUCCCCGUCAUCCUUCACAAUGAAGACAAAUACGCUGAGCACAUCGGUGCCCAACUCCUACUACCCAGACCCAUUUGUGCCAACUGCAAUUUUAGUGCCAAUCAAUGACGAGACCCACACGAUGGCCAGCGACACCAGCAGCCUGGUGCAGUCCCACACUUACAAGAAGCGUGAGGCGGCCGACGUGCCCUACCAGACCGGGCAGCUGCACCCUGCCAUCCGCGUGGCCGACCUGCUGCAGCACAUCACGCAGAUGAAGUGUGCCGAGGGCUACGGCUUCAAGGAGGAGUACGAGAGCUUCUUCGAAGGACAGUCUGCGCCAUGGGAUUCCGCUAAGAAAGAUGAGAACAGAAUGAAGAACAGAUACGGAAAUAUCAUUGCGUAUGAUCACUCCCGGGUGAGGCUGCAGACGAUUGAAGGGGACACUAACUCAGACUACAUCAACGGGAACUACAUCGAUGGCUAUCAUCGACCGAAUCAUUACAUUGCUACCCAAGGGCCGAUGCAGGAGACCAUCUCUGACUUCUGGAGGAUGGUGUGGCACGAAAACACGGCGAGCAUUAUCAUGGUGACCAACCUGGUGGAGGUGGGAAGGGUCAAAUGCUGCAAAUACUGGCCAGAUGAUACAGAAAUAUACAAAGACAUUAAGGUUACCCUGAUAGAAACAGAGCUGCUGGCAGAAUACGUGAUCAGGACAUUCGCAGUGGAGAAGGGAGGGGCCGGAGGUGAAGCAAACUGCAGUCCAUCCCGGGAAGUGUCACAGCGAGGUAUCCAUGAAAUCCGAGAGAUCAGACAGUUUCACUUCACGGGCUGGCCGGAUCACGGGGUCCCCUACCACGCCACUGGCCUGCUGGGAUUCGUGCGGCAGGUCAAGUCCAAGAGCCCGCCCAGCGCGGGUCCCCUCGUGGUGCACUGCAGCGCGGGUGCCGGGAGGACCGGCUGCUUCAUCGUCAUCGACAUCAUGCUGGACAUGGCCGAGCGGGAAGGGGUGGUGGACAUCUACAACUGCGUGCGGGAGCUGCGCUCGCGGAGAGUGAACAUGGUGCAGACAGAGGAGCAGUACGUGUUCAUCCACGAUGCCAUCCUGGAAGCCUGUCUCUGUGGGGACACCUCCAUCCCUGCCUCCCAGGUCAGGUCGCUGUACUACGACAUGAACAAGCUGGACCCACAGACAAACUCCAGCCAGAUCAAAGAGGAGUUCCGGACCCUCAACAUGGUGACGCCGACGCUGCGCGUGGAGGACUGCAGCAUCGCGCUGCUGCCCCGGAACCACGAGAAGAACCGCUGCAUGGACGUCCUGCCCCCAGACCGCUGCCUGCCCUUCCUUAUCACCAUCGACGGCGAGAGCAGCAACUACAUUAACGCUGCCCUGAUGGACAGCUACAAACAGCCUUCAGCUUUCAUAGUCACCCAGCAUCCUUUGCCAAACACAGUAAAAGACUUCUGGAGGUUGGUUCUGGAUUACCACUGCACGUCAGUCGUGAUGCUGAAUGAUGUGGACCCUGCCCAGCUGUGUCCGCAGUACUGGCCGGAGAAUGGCGUGCACAGGCACGGCCCCAUCCAGGUGGAGUUCGUGUCUGCUGACUUGGAAGAGGACAUCAUCAGCAGGAUAUUCCGGAUUUAUAACGCAGCCAGGCCCCAGGACGGGUACCGCAUGGUGCAGCAGUUCCAGUUCCUCGGCUGGCCCAUGUACAGGGACACGCCCGUGUCUAAACGCUCCUUCCUGAAGCUCAUCCGCCAGGUGGACAAGUGGCAGGAGGAGUACAAUGGCGGGGAAGGCCGCACGGUGGUGCACUGCUUGAACGGGGGCGGCCGCAGUGGCACCUUCUGCGCUAUCAGCAUCGUCUGCGAGAUGCUCCGGCACCAGAGGACUGUCGACGUCUUCCAUGCCGUGAAGACGCUGCGGAACAACAAGCCCAACAUGGUGGACCUCCUGGAUCAGUACAAGUUCUGCUAUGAGGUGGCCCUGGAAUACUUGAAUUCUGGCUGACGGCAUAACCGGCUCUGCGGACAAACCCUCUCCUAGCACAGAGCCAGGACGGUCGGUGGUGUUCGUGUAGAUGAGAUGGAGAUUUCUCAACACGCUUUCUUUGCUUUGCAUAAUCGGCUCUCAUCAAGAGCCCAGAAAGUGUCUAUAAACCGCUUGCACUGCCCAGUUCCCAGCCAUGCCGCUGCCUGACAAACAGAGCACACAGUCGUGAGAUCCUGUCCUGCCCUGCCCAUCACCGUCCCUGGCUCGGGAGAGUGGCGCCGACAUCUGGUCGACUGAAGAGCACAAUUAUAUUCUUAUGAAGGAAUUUGUACCUUUGGGGUAUUUUUUGUGGCCCGUGAUCCUCUCCUGUCGUUACAGCUGAGUGUGUGUUUUCGUUCUGUGGAGAAUGCUACCUGGCAUUAUGAUAAUGUAUUAUUUUAGUUACUAUUUGUACUUUAACACGUCGCGUAAUAGAAGCUUUCCCGGCUUUCCACGACUAACCGGUAAACGUGUAAUGAACAAGCUAUCUUGUAUGAGUCAUCGUUUCUAUCAGAUUUGUAUGGUUUCCAAGGGAAAAGCUCGGGAGGACUCAGUUCAGAAGUGCAACAUGGUCAGAUUCACAGAUCCAAAGCUUUCCCGUGUGUUUAUACUGUAAAUAUUUUUGACUUCAUCAAAUUAUUUAUUCAUUAAAAGAAAUUUUUGUGAAGCACAGUGAGUGACAAUCAUUUUUAUGGAGCCCUGGAAAUGACUGACUGUAUGACUUUACCUUUGUGAAUUCUCAAUAAACGAUGACCC
Fukomys damarensis (Damara mole-rat) is the source of this 5292-nucleotide messenger RNA. RefSeq names its product protein tyrosine phosphatase receptor type M (gene Ptprm). Gene Ontology annotation, molecular function: protein tyrosine phosphatase activity; protein binding. The record is from RefSeq and is a predicted model, not a curated record. Lineage: Eukaryota; Metazoa; Chordata; Mammalia; Rodentia; Bathyergidae. The transcript has 35 exons. Gene Ontology annotation, biological process: protein dephosphorylation. Gene Ontology annotation, cellular component: membrane. The coding region runs from base 16 to 4515 and encodes 1499 amino acids.